AUGUCAGAUCUCACGAAGGACCUUCUCGCCCAAUAUUAUGGAUUUUCUGCGGAACCGCAAGUUGAAAAAUUCUUAUCGAUUCACGGGUGCAUAAGCAAUGCGGAGAAUGAUGCGGAUAAAUUAAUCGACAAUCAAUCCACGAUUGAUACAAACGACGAUGACACAUCCAAGGAAAUGGAAGAAGACGAUGUUGAGAGUGAGAAAAGAAAUUCCGAGGUUGAUAUUCCAGCGAGAUCCUCGCGAUCAUUACAAUGGGAAGCGCUCGAGGAUAACAAUGAAACAACGUCAAAAUUUGACGUUAUUUUCGAAGCAAAUAAAGCGGGCAAUUUUUAUGAAAAUACGAAUGCUUCCUGCGGCAAUAAGAUACAAGAUUUUACCGCAAAUAACAGCACGAUCAUCUCUACUACUCUAGGUCUAGAAGACAACGAAGGGGACGACUCAUAUCUGUCACUUAGCGAAGAAGUUUCAGACGUUUCCUCGAUAGCAGGGAGGAAAAAGCUCAAAGAGUCUUCAAAUGUAGAUACUUUGUUUUUGACGCCGCUACCAAACAAGACUCCAACAUAUAACGAAAUUUUUAUAGACUUAACAAGCGCUGGACUUGUAACUCUUCCUAUUGAGACGAUCGAAAAAUAUCCUACGAUACGAAUGCUAUAUUUAGAGAAUAACGAUCUGCUCGAACUUCCAAAAGAGCUUUUUCUUCUUCUGCCACGUUUGCAAUGGUUAGACGUCCGAAACAAUCGACUUACCAGCUUGCCGGCAAGCAUCAAAUCGCACCCUUCGUUGGAGACUAUUUUGUUGCAAGGAAAUAAAAUCGAGACAUUGCCACUGGAACUUUGCUUAGUACCGAAACUGAAAACUCUCAGCGUGGCGGACAAUCCUAUCGCUACUCCUCCAAGAAGCGUUAUAGCUCUGGGUUGUUCGGGUAUUCUCAGCUAUUUGCGAGCAGAAUGGAAUAAAUUGCAUCCGGAGGAGCCUGCGACAUUCGUAGAACAAAAGAUAGAACCAAAGCCAUCGAACAUUCUGUGUUAUCAAUCUCCUCGUGAGAAGCGACGUAAGUUAUCAAAAAUUCCACGACGGGAAUUGAAGAGUACAAACGACAUCGGCGAUUCGUUCAAAGGCGCUUCGGUCAGGAAGAGAGCCAGGGCUUACAGAGCCAGUAACAGAUGUGACGGUAAAGGAACAAACUUCGCGAUGGAGCAACGCUUGUACUGGAUCUCUAAAGCGAGAGAUCUGCUUAGUGCACAAUCGGCGACAAUUCAGAGAAUUAAGGAUGCAGAUACUGUAAAAGAAUGGAGACGUAACAAACGUAGUUUUAGUAAAAGUAUGGAGAAAGUUUCGAGGAGAAACGAAGAUGACGUUCCGUUCGCGAUUGAUAUAGAAGAUUACCCGGAGAUUAAAAAACGACCACAAAAAGCGGGAAAUUAUUCGGAUAACCGGAAACAGAGAAAAUCCAAAUUUGCUCCACCAGUAAAUAUAAAUAAAAAGAUUCAAGAAUUGAUAGGUGCCCUACAGGAAUUCGAAAUCACAAAAUCUUCCGAAAUAUUAACGCCAAAAUCCAAACAAGAACAUCUUCAAAACGAGAUUGAGAAGCUCUCGCAUUUUCAAAAGGAGGUCCAAUAUUUAAGAAGAUACAAUGAAAUGACGUUAGCUCCAAUGAACUCUCCUAAUAACACAUUUUAA
Messenger RNA from Dinoponera quadriceps, 1680 nucleotides. Its product is annotated as chaoptin-like. NCBI's taxonomy places the organism in Eukaryota, Metazoa, Arthropoda, Insecta, Hymenoptera, Formicidae. The record is from RefSeq and is a predicted model, not a curated record. The coding region runs from base 1 to 1680 and encodes 559 amino acids. Gene Ontology annotation, molecular function: protein binding. The transcript has 12 exons.